AUGGGCGUCAGUAUGCAUGUCGUAAUAACAUUGAUUACAUUACAAAUUUUUCUAACAGAUAAAGUACAAAGUGAUGCUGGUAAUAUAAGAUGUUUUUAUUGUCAUGAUACUGGUAAAAAUAGAAAUUGUUGGGACGAACAAUAUUUAAAAUCUGCAGCUGUUCACAACGAUACCAGUUAUAUCCGACACUGUGAUGCAAAUCAUGAAUACUGUUUAAUUGAACAGUUUAUACAAAAUGGUAAAGUUAGCAGUUUAAUAAGAGAUUGUAAUAAUAAAAAAGAUUUUAGUGUAGAAGAAAACCAGAAAGGGAGACUAAAAAAUGUCAAUACUAAAAAUGAAACCGUGUGUACUUUUACAGGCGGUUAUCUUGUCUGCAUAUCAUUGUGUGAUCAAGAUUACUGUAAUGGACCUACAGGAUCCAAUCCAAAUUCUGCGGCGCUUUAUAGUCUUAGUUUCAAAAUUUGUUUGUGA
This is a messenger RNA of Lottia gigantea (owl limpet), 471 nucleotides long. RefSeq lists its product as hypothetical. The record is from RefSeq and is a predicted model, not a curated record. The transcript has 3 exons. Lineage: Eukaryota; Metazoa; Mollusca; Gastropoda; Lottiidae. The coding region runs from base 1 to 471 and encodes 156 amino acids.